Amblyraja radiata (thorny skate) is the source of this 1253-nucleotide messenger RNA. It is a transcript of the gene yjefn3, whose product is annotated as YjeF N-terminal domain containing 3. Bases 1 to 747 code for a protein of 248 amino acids. The record is from RefSeq and is a predicted model, not a curated record. Gene Ontology annotation, molecular function: NAD(P)HX epimerase activity. Lineage: Eukaryota; Metazoa; Chordata; Chondrichthyes; Rajiformes; Rajidae. Gene Ontology annotation, cellular component: mitochondrion. The transcript is spliced from 6 exons.
AUGGCCAGCUCCAUCCAUGGCGUGGAGCCGCAACCUACAGGCAACGAACCUGUUAAAUUCAUCAGCAUAGAAGAGGCAAAGGAGAUGGAGAGAGAGCUGCACGAGGAGUACCGAUUCGGACAUCAGCAGCUGAUCGAGAUGGCCGGUUAUAGUUGUGCCAUGGCCAUUACUACGGCCUAUCCACGGGCAUCACUACAAGGGAAGCAUCCGACAAUACUGGUGAUCUGUGGCCAGGAGCAGAAUGGGGCUGUCGGCCUGGUGUGUGCCCGACACCUCCGCACGUUCGGUUACGAACCGACUGUCUACUACCCCAAGCGCUCCUGCAAGUCCCUCUUCCUGGACUUCACCAUUCAAUGCGAGAAGCUGGACAUUCCGUUUCUCUCCUACCUUCCAAAUGAGGUGCAGCUGAUAAAUGAUGCCUAUAACUUGAUCAUAGAUGCCGUGCUGGGUCUGUCCGAUGAGCUGGGGCUGAAGGAGCUGUAUUGUAAUAUCCUCUCUACAAUGAAACAUGUGAAAAUACCUGUAAUCAGCAUCGAUGUCCCUUCAGGUUGGGACGCGGAGAAGGGCAAAGGUGACGGCAUCAGUCCCGAGGUCCUCAUCUCUCUGGCCGUGCCCAAGAAGUGCGCCACGCAGUUUUCUGGCAAGUACCAUUUCCUGGCGGGCCGCUACCUGCCCUACGACUUGCAGAGGAAAUACGACCUGAAUCUCCCCGACUACCCGGGAACUGACUGCAUCGUACUGCUCUAGGAGCGCGCACCCAAAGUGGCCGAUCAAAUCCCAGAGAGGACUGGCCCCCAACUGGAAGCUUGCCCCGGGGAAGGGUGGUCUUCACUCUCAUCUCCGACACGAUGGGAGAUGCACUCUCCAAGAAUCCCACCGCUUGCUCACGCCACCCCUUCCAACGGAACGUACCACGGAAAAUGCUUCUCCUCAGGAAGUGGUUUGGGCUGCGAACCUGAUCAGCACCGUCCUAUUUAUGUUCAGAUUAUCUGUGUGUUGUGAAUUGUAAUGGUUUAUUUCCUUUAUUUCCUGAAUGAUCUUUAGGUAACGUCAAGAGACAUUGACCCUCAGACCAGGCCACAGUUUAGUGUAUCCCUUGGUGAUCUAUAUAUCUGUGCAUUUAGCUCCUGUCCAUGCCCAUGUUACAGGGCAUUUCAUGUAACUGUAACAUUAGACUUUAGACUUUAGAAAUACUGGGCGGAUGCAGGUCCUUUGGCCCACCGAGCCCGCGCCGACCAGCGAUCACCCCGUAC